CCCCAGUCAUUUUGUGAGCCCAUGAUCCAGCAACAUGGCGGCAUGGGCGGCGGCGCGUCGAGCAGCGCCGACUGGAGCACGAACGAGUGGGUGCUUCGAGUGGGCGCCAUCGUGGUGCUCGUGAUGUUGGCGGCCGUGUUCUCGGGCUUGACGUUGGGACUCAUGUCGCUGGACAAAGUGGGACUGGAGAUCGUCGUGGCCACGGGCGAAGAGCCCAAAGCCACCGCGGAAGAACGCAGCAAUGCUACGUACGCCAAGAAGAUCCAGCCAAUCCGCCAAGAUGGCCACCUCUUGCUCACGACGUUGCUCUUUGGCAACGUUGCGGUGAAUUCGAUCAUGGCCAUCCUCAUGGCAGACAUGACGUCUGGUGUGGUCGGAUUCGUAGCGACCACGGUGGUGCUGGUCAUUUUUGGUGAACUCGUGCCCCAAGCAUUGUGUUCCAAGCAUCCUUUAGCCAUUGGAGCCGCGGCCUUGCCUGUGAUUUAUACGCUGAUUGCAAUCAUGUACGUGUUUGCCAAGCCCAUUGCUUUGCUGCUGGACUGGCUCGUGGGCAAGGACAUGGGCACGAUCUUUUCCAAGAGCGAGCUAGAAAAGAUGCUGGACAUCCACGUCAAGCAACAAAAGUUGGACGCUGACGAGCUCGGAAUCAUGAAAGGAGCCAUGCAUUACAAGCAGACGCCCGUGUCGACCAUCCUCACGCCCAUCGCCGACGUGUUCACAUUACCUGGCUCGACCAUUCUCAACCAAAACACCAUCGAACACAUCUACACCAUGGGGUUCACCCGCGUGCCAGUAUGGGGCCGUGACCUCAACGACAUUUUGGGGCUCGUGUUUGUCAAAGACUUGAUCUUUGUCGACCCCGAGGACAACGGCACGCUGCUCGACUUUUUACACUUGUUUGGACGGAGCGUCCAUCGUGUGUGGCCAGACUCGUCCCUGGGCGACGUCUUGCAAGCCUUCCAACUCGGCCGCACGCAUUUGGCCAUAGUGCACGACGUCAACAACUGGUCCGAGGUCGACCCGUAUUACGAAACCCAAGGCGUGGUCACAUUGGAAGACAUUGUGGAAGCCAUUUUACAAGCUGACAUUUUGGACGAAGGCGACCUCGUGAGCGAUUCCGAGAUGGCAGGUCGCAACAAGCUGCUGCACCACCCUAGCUUUGACACGGGUGUGCGGCACAUCAUGGACAACAAUAUGGAGUGGAAGUCCAUUGGCGAGCCAGAGGCCAUGAAGUUGGCCAAGCAUUUGGUGGCAACGCAACCUGUAUUUCAAGUGCCGAAUUCGACCGGCGUUCGUUUGACGUGGAUGAAUGUCGCUGCUUUGCUCAUGCGAAGCCCCAUUGUGGAGUUCCUCCCCGACCAAGAGUACCCCCCCUUGUACGAAAAGCAUGUCGUGGCACCUCCCCACUGCAUGAUUGUCGUGCAGGGGUCGGUUUCGGUUGUGGCUCACAACGACGACAAACCAAUUGUGGCGGGGCUGUGGACGGUACUGGGCGUGCAGGGUUUGCUUGGCGUGGAAGGCACAGUAGGCUUGAGCGACGUGACUGCGACUGUCCCGACCUCCAACUAUACGCGAUGCCUGCGGAUAUCGCGCCUCGAGUUCCAGCGCAUGCUGCGGCCGAUGCAAUUGGCCAAGACGGCGUCGGAGCUGUCCAUCAAGCGUCGCCAGAGCAGCCACAAAGUCAACACGAGCGGUGGCCGGGUCCCAAGACAGCGUCGAAAUACAAACACAGUAGAUGCGGUCGAAAUUGUCCAGUAUGUGUAGCGCCAAACUGACACAAAUAGUAUAACAGUUAUACUGUCUUGGUG
Messenger RNA from Aphanomyces astaci, 1808 nucleotides. RefSeq lists its product as hypothetical. The record is from RefSeq and is a predicted model, not a curated record. The transcript is spliced from 10 exons. NCBI's taxonomy places the organism in Eukaryota, Oomycota, Saprolegniomycetes, Saprolegniales, Verrucalvaceae. Gene Ontology annotation, biological process: magnesium ion homeostasis. Bases 22 to 1764 code for a protein of 580 amino acids.